UUUUUGCUAUUUGUUUGGUUUUGACGUGUAACCUAUUACUUUGAUGCUUUCCCUUUAUUUACUAAGAAUUGAAUAAAAAUCUGUUUAGAAUCUCCUUAACAAUGUCGAGUGGUCAAUGGGAAGUUGUUGGGAAGAAUAAGAAGUCGCAGAACGGUAAAAUAAAAACUAAGGAGGAUGAAAAGAAAGCUGUAAAAAAUGGGCCGAAACUGGAAGAUAUCGUACCUCAUUCUCAAAUAAAAUCUUUCUACUCUGGCAUGGAGAUUGAUGAAGAGAGAAAACCACAGAAAGAUAAGAAGAAAGAUGGUGACAAGAAGAAGAAGCAAGAUAAGAAGAACUCUGAGCCUCCAAAACCCAAGCCUCCCAAGACCAUUGAAGGUGCCUUGGAAAUUUUGGAUGCGGCGGAACUAGCCAAUAUAAUAACAACGAACAAGAUACGCUUCUCAAACGCGCCUCUCGUGUGGCUAAAAGAAGUCGCCGCCUUCCUAAACUCCAAGAUCCAGAUAGAUGUAGAUGACCCCACCUUUGCUUCUUACCCCUCCUUGUACCCCCUUUCCGUUGUCCCCGAAGAUAUUAGGAACUCUCUGUCCAGUGUACUGCAAGAUGCUGGGAAAGCGAAUGCGCAACUUUUCUUUGAUGUUACUCUGACUGCGCUUGCCAAUGAUAUGAGCAGAGGUCAAUUUGUGAAUGGACACAGAAUACUGCUUCAGAUAUUGGCUCAAGACUACCCAGAGUUCUGCAUUACGUCGGUACAGAAGAGCGCUAGCCUCCGCAACUCCUAUCAAAAUAGGCCGCCUAUUGGCCUCUCCUUGUUGUGGGCUUUCGGCCAAGGCGGCAUUAGUGAUUUCGCUGUUGGUCUCAAAGCUUGGCAAGAACUAUUCCUUCCUAUAAUCGAGCUAAAGAACUAUUCGAAAUACGUAAUAGGCUACUUGGCCAGCCUUUUAGACGAACACGCCACAAUGGAAAGCACCAAAGUAACCCAGGACCAGCUGUUCGCCAUGAUGGACAUGGUGAAUAACAAGAGGAGUGCACUGCCAAAGGAUCUGUCAAGUGACCUUAUCAAGCAAUUAAUUAAAUAUAAGGAUAUAUUUUUCACUAAAAGCAAUAAUAAGCUCCAAGUGACCUUCAAUCAACUUAUGAAAAAGUUGCCCAACCAGUACCUGAGUGGUGCUACGUUGGACCCCUAUCAUAAGGUUCUGGUGGACUGCCUAGUGGACUGUCUUGUGAAGGACCCCUCCUGUAAUGCUACUUGGCAACAGCUCUUCUAUAAGUGCAGUAAGCAGUCCGCCACCCUACUAGAUUAUAUUGAUACUAACUGGGAAGAAGUCAGUCCAAAAUUGAAACACAAGUCGUUGAAAGCGUCAGUAUUGCAGUACAAAGAAGUAUGUGGCGAAGCUUUGAAAGGCAAGAAGAAGGAUGAAAACGUUGUAAGAAUUAACAAGAUAUGCCAGGAUAUUCUAGACAGAAUGACAAGUACUAGAAGGUUCCCUUGGAUCUGGGCCAGCUUCUUCCUUUUCGUUGGCAUAGCUGGGCUGGUGGCUUACGAUGUCUCAAGAGCGGGUGGUAAUUUCCCAAAAAGCACAACAGGGCGUUUGUUGAACGACCUUGGCGUGUUAGAGCAUAGUCAGCGCGCAUGGCAGAAGACCCUGUCGACGUCAGCGCGCGGCUACCUCUGGCUGGAGACCAACGCGCCCGUGUACUACACACUAACUGUCGACGUCUGUAAGCCCUACGUCCAACUGUCGAAAGACUUCGCCAUUUUAGCUGUGAAGAAAGCCGGCAUCUUAUACGACAAUACUAAAGAAUACGUGACCGAGAAAACCCCAGUAGUUUUAGCCACGAUAGAGCAGUACGCGCCGGGCCUCGUGGGUAACGUCCAGAGUUACACCGCCACCGGUUGGGAAACCGUCAAGAAGUAUUCCAGUGAUUACUACCAGCUGACCGCUGAAUACUUGAAGACCAAAGUGUUCAUAGGCGACUGGGCGCCAGAAAUCCUGCAGAACAAGACUGAAAGUGCACUGAACGUGACCCGGUUCCACGUGUCCUCGUAUUUCCAUUGGUUCCGGGAACAGGUGCACCUCUACUCCAAGAUACCUUGAACUGUGGACACCAUCCGUAGUGAUAACUGUGCUUCACAGCCAGAGGACUGCGUUUAUAGUGUUACUUUGUGUUUGUUCUCAUCAUCUUAGUGUGGCAGUUGUCAAAAACCUAGUGCUAUCUUACCAUGUGUUCAUAGGCAUACUUACUUGUCUUAAAUUCAGGUAUGGGCAUUACACUUCGUCGACCCAAGUGUUUCGAAAUUUAUAUUGUCACAAAGAAGUUCUGUAAUUUUAGUUAAACUACUCUGUCUUUUGUUUUUAAUACCAACAAAACAAAAAAGCAAGUACUUCAUUGACUAUUCGUUCCUAUUUAAUUUUAGAGCUGGACUUUGCACAAAACGAACACAGUCCUCUGCGUGAAUGUGUCUUAUCAAACCUCUUUUAAACAUUUCUGUUUCAUUUAUAUAAAAAAAAAUCAAAUCGAGUACAAUACGCAUCUAUUGACUGUAACAACGAACGAAAUUAUUUAACGCUAAGCAACAAACUAUUCUUGGCACACAUCAGCACGUAAAUUUAUCUAAAUAAAUGUGUCUUCUACUUUUAUUUACGAUAAUUAAACAUCUAGCAUUAUGCAAUAUUUCUGGUGCCAACACCAGGCAAUAGUAUUUAUUCACAUUCCUUAAAUAACUUAAUAGAAUUGUGUGCCAAUAAUAGUUUAAUUCACCCUAUUUAUUUGAAAUUUUCUAAUCCACUAAUUUAUUAGGUCAAUGCAAUAAUUAAAUCAUAUCAUCGAAGAAUAUAUUUUUACAAAAGAUUUAUCCAUGACAUCGUCUACGAAAUUUAAGUGUUUAUUUAAAUUAAAAUCUAGUAUUUGAAUACAUUCCGAAUGAUGCAUUUAAAUACCUAACAGACUGUUAUCAUUUCUCAUGGUUCACGUAGUUACCUCUAAUUAUCAUCCAAAUAACUUCAUUGUUCGUUAUAUUGAAUCUUUUAACAUAUGAUAUAAUAGAGGUAUAAGCUUUUUGUAGUAUAUUUAUUUUGUGUUGAGAGAUCGUGUUUUUAAGAUGUUUUAGUGGAAAAUGAGAGGAACAACAACAAAUUAUGUAGUAGCCUGUCGAAUUCCCGACAAUUGCCGCCGGAUUCCUAAAACCCAAUGAAAGUAAUUUUAACUUGAGAUUACAAAUAAAUUGCAGUCUUUAUUUCAUCUGCUGCAUAGAAGUUUCCAGUCCUAAUGAUCGCUUAUAUCCUAAUGCUUUCCAAUUAUUUUAAAGCAAUAAUCAUGCAUUUGCUAUGUUCAGUGGCAACUUCGGUUAUAACAUGUAUCAACGUCUAUAAAUUAGACAAAAUAACUAUUUUUAAAAGGAAUAAAAUAAUGAACUGUCUGGUAGACAAAAUUUUAUUGAAAUAUUCGUUCCUCUGAGUAAGAUGAUUAAUGUUGUGUUGUACGGAAUAAUUGUAAGAAAUCACAAUUAAAUAUUGUUAGUGAUU
Messenger RNA from Trichoplusia ni (cabbage looper), 3524 nucleotides. It is a transcript of the gene Tmem214, whose product is annotated as transmembrane protein 214. Lineage: Eukaryota; Metazoa; Arthropoda; Insecta; Lepidoptera; Noctuidae. The transcript is spliced from 10 exons. Gene Ontology annotation, cellular component: Golgi apparatus; endoplasmic reticulum. The record is from RefSeq and is a predicted model, not a curated record. Bases 102 to 2096 code for a protein of 664 amino acids.